UCGUGCGCUCGCUGGCUGGACGUUGAACGUGUUUCAAAUUCGGGAAAAUGUUCAAUUAGAAUGUGUGCUUCUGGUGUCGGAUUUCGGUGUUAAAUUGUUACCGCGGUCGAUCGGAAUACAGGAUCACCCACCUGGUAAUUGAGAGUUCGAGUUAGUGUCACCGAGUGUGCAAUUGAUUCGCGGAUUGGAACGGAAAUCCACUAUGUUCCCGUUCUCCUCGCUACAGGUCGAGUACAGCAACUUCCAUCGUUCCUCGCAAAUCAUGUCCAACGCGCUGAGCAUGACCAAUUCGGGCUUCCCGCACUCCUGGAUCGUUUCCGGGCAGGACUUCUGCCCGAUCACCUACUCCUCGAUCCAGUCACACAAUUCGGCCGUCUCCAACAACCUGGCGACGGUGGAACCCGGUCUGAUCGAACUGCGCAAGGAGAAGUCCCGGGACGCAGCGCGAUCACGCCGCGGCAAAGAAAACUACGAAUUUUACGAACUAGCUAAAAUGUUACCCCUGCCGGCGGCCAUCACCAGCCAGCUGGACAAGGCUUCCAUCAUCCGACUGACAAUCAGUUACCUCAAGUUGAAGGAGUUCAGCGAAAGCGGAGUUCCGUCGUGGAAUAAGGAACCGAUUGGAUUUCAGAAUUAUUCCACCCCACAGUACAGCUACAAUGAGAUGUUCGAAACCCACCUGGGAACUCAUAUUCUGCAGUCACUGGAUGGCUUUGCGCUAUCUACCAGCGUGGACGGGCGUUUCUUGUACAUCUCGGAAACCGUCUCCAUAUAUCUAGGCUUGUCUCAAGUGGAGAUGACCGGUAGUAGUAUUUUUGACUACAUUCAUAAAAGCGAUCAUUCCGAACUAGAAAAUCAGUUGGGGAUUAAGAAGAAUUCGGAGUAUUCCUAUAGCUCCUACUCGGAUGAUCCUCCGGAGAAAACCGUCCUGAAGAUGGCUAAAGAAACCAAACCACUACCGGGAGAAACCUUCGAGGGUGAAGAUCGUGCAUUUUGCAUCCGGAUGAAGUCUACGUUGACCAAACGCGGUUGCCAUUUCAAAUCAUCCGGCUAUCGAGUGAUUCUGUUGCUGUGUCAUCAGCGAAAACGGAACAACUCGACGGAUGAUCACAGUGACAAACAAACUGCGAUCGGAAUGGUUGGCAUUGGAAUCGCACUACCACCGCCGUCACUGCACGAAAUCAAACUGGAAUCGGAUAUGUUCGUGUUCCGGACUAGCCUGGACCUGACGAUCAUUCACUGCGAGAACAGAAUCUCCAGUUUCCUAGACUACACAGCCGACGAGCUGAACGGGAAGAGUGUCUACCUGUUAUGUCACGGUCAGGAUGCACACAAGCUGAAGAAAAGUCACAGCGAGCUAAUACAAAAGGGCCAAGUGCUGACUCCGUUCUACCGUAUCCUGAACAAAAACUCCGGCUACUUUUGGAUUCAAACCUGCUGUACGAUGGUUUGCCAGACGAAAAACAUGAGCGACCAGACGGUGAUCUGCGUCAACUACAUCAUCACCCGACCGGAAAAGGAGAACCUAAUCUUGGACAUCUCGCAGAUGCCGAACAUUGGCCUCACAGAUUAUCACAGUGCUGGCAAGAGCAGUGCGACCAAACGUACUCCCUCGGCAGCGGCGGUAGCAGCGAUGGAGUACGAACUGGAAGUGAAGGCCGGUGAAAUGGGUGGAGCUCAUCCGGAAGGUGCAGCCUAUCUCGAUUCCCAUUCACAUGGCGAUCACAAAGAAUUGCUGGAGAAGUCUCCACAUCGAGCACUGGGAAUGGGCAUGUUUGACAGCAAAAAAGAUUCGCUGGAGUACAAAGAUAAGCACCUGGAUCGGGAGAAAGGAUGCACCAAUAGCAAACAACAACGACUCAAGGCUAGUAGUCCGAUGUUGAACAUUUCCGCAAACGAAAAUCACGGAAGCAUGGAGAAGAAAUCCUCCAACGGCAAGAAAAGCAUCUCCAACCGGGCCAGUGUGAUUCGAGUGCUGAACAAAACUUCGUCGAAAAAAAUUCUUCAGGAGAACCACUAAACCUAGCAUAGUUGUUGUAAAUUAACUACUCAAAUCGCCAUCCCUCUUCCUAACCAACCAACCAACCAACUGUUCCGCAUUGUGCAUCGCUAGAUAGCAUGUAACCGUAUUUAUUGCUUUAGCCGACAUCUUACGAGAAAUACUCAUCACCUACAAACCUUUAUUGAAAGGGUUAUCAAUUGGGUUCCGCAUGAGAUUAACACGCGUUGGAAAAUGCUAGGACGAGAUCAGACAACUUUGCCAUCAUGUUCUGAAGCUAUUUCGAGCCAUUUUUUGAUUGAUUUUGAAUCUGACCUAAGCUCCAUUUAGAAAUUUAUGUUACUGCAGAGCGGGUUGGAAAUAUCGUCAGAAUUAUCGAAUUUAAUCGCCAUUUAAAAUAUUUAAAUCUGUGACACACGCAUUCAGAAUCGGACUUGAUGGUAACGUUCCGUUUUAGUUCUGCGACGAUAACAGCCCCUCAGCGGAACUGAGGUUUUUCUUAGAAAAAAUAAUCCAGUUGUUUGCUCCUGUCCUUGGAAAAAAAAAGUUGUAACCAAACUCAUGCAUACCGCCCAAGUAUUGUUAUUCGAACCCGUACUUUACAGUAACCAGUGUCAGUAUUGUAUAUUCAAGUAACUGAAUAGUGUUUAUGAUUAAUGAAAAAUUAGAGAAGCAAAACAACUAGUUUGUAAGCAAAAUAUUAUG
Messenger RNA from Malaya genurostris, 2704 nucleotides. It is a transcript of the gene trh, whose product is annotated as protein trachealess. The record is from RefSeq and is a predicted model, not a curated record. NCBI's taxonomy places the organism in Eukaryota, Metazoa, Arthropoda, Insecta, Diptera, Culicidae. Gene Ontology annotation, biological process: regulation of transcription by RNA polymerase II. Bases 203 to 2020 code for a protein of 605 amino acids. The transcript has 5 exons. Gene Ontology annotation, molecular function: DNA-binding transcription factor activity, RNA polymerase II-specific; RNA polymerase II transcription regulatory region sequence-specific DNA binding; protein dimerization activity.